AUGGGGAGCAAAGAGCAGUCUGCUACUCCACAGCCCCAGUACCCUAGCCAGGAGCAUAUAUCAAAAGAAGACAUCGCAAAACCCGCAAAAGAGACACAACCAGUGAUCAAGGAGCUUCCUCCAUUUAAGCGCUCUAGGCGGAAACCUCGGAAAGCUGUUGAUUCGGGGAAAAAGCCACAAAAGCCUGAAGGAGCAUUUGCGAAGCUAAAGAAAGUCGUUGUGAGCAAGUUUAGAGCGGUGCUUGGAUCACGCGCAAAACAACCUCUCUUGAAUGUCUCAUCUAGAAAGAAAAGCACGCCAACUAUUCCCUCAGCUCGUACAAGAUCGAGAAGGAAGAGAGCAACAGCUAAGAAGCUUUCUCAAGACUCAACCACGCCGAUUGCUUCAGACGAAACCCUUCGCAUGUUUACCAAUAUAUCAGCGGAACCAAUGCCACAGAUCUUUGUUUCUUCGAUUGAGGGUCGAAAACCACCAGUCUGGAGAAAAGCAGACGAGGAAGCGAAUCAGCCUAAAGCAGAUGAUGGAUCACGUUCCAAUAUGCCCAAAACAUAUCCGGGAACUUUUAAAAAAGAAGUAAGAGGUCCCCCAGUAUGGAGGAAAGCCAACAGCUUAGCCGUAGUCGAGACGCCCAGUCGAGAGAAAUAG
Molecule: messenger RNA, 645 nt
Organism: Cylicostephanus goldi
Lineage: Eukaryota; Metazoa; Nematoda; Chromadorea; Rhabditida; Strongylidae
Source: the annotation of a GenBank genome assembly